Cajanus cajan (pigeon pea) is the source of this 2315-nucleotide messenger RNA. RefSeq names its product ATP-dependent 6-phosphofructokinase 6. Gene Ontology annotation, molecular function: 6-phosphofructokinase activity; ATP binding. The record is from RefSeq and is a predicted model, not a curated record. Lineage: Eukaryota; Viridiplantae; Streptophyta; Magnoliopsida; Fabales; Fabaceae. Gene Ontology annotation, biological process: fructose 6-phosphate metabolic process; glycolytic process.
GAUUGAACGGUAUCUGGUAAAACCGCGCCACCAGUUUUCAGUCACCACCGCAUCCUGGUGUCUGGUAAAACCAAGUCCUUAGAUUCCGUAAGCACUCUUCGCGCACACACAACUCAACUCUUCAAAACCCUUUCAAUCUCUAUCGUCCAUCUCGAGAACGGAUGCACACGGACGGUCCAGAUCCAUCGUGACCUGUCAGCAUUACGAUUCUCGUUGAAAGUUGAAACUCUACUAAGCGCUCUUUGUUUUUCCACACUCAUUCUACUCUCUCUCUCUCUCUCUCUCGUUCACUCCAGAAUCCAAAAUCAAAAUCUACAAACAAAAACAAUAAACAGAGAAAUCGCGAAGAUUCUGUAGAGGAGAGCAAUGGCGUCCAGCGUCUCUGAUUCGAAGAUGAAAAUCGUACACGGCGAGGCCGGUUACAUACUCGAAGACGUUCCUCACUUCUCCGACUACGUUCCAAAUCUUCAUACAUAUCCGAAUCCACUGCGAUCCAAUCCUGCUUACUCGGUUGUUAAGCAAUAUUUCGUGCACAUGGACGACACUGUUCCUCAGAAGGUUGUUGUUCACAAGGAUAGUCCAAGAGGUGUACAUUUUCGACGUGCAGGACCGCGACAAAAGGUAUACUUUAAAUCAGAUGAUGUACAUGCGUGCAUCGUCACGUGUGGUGGACUCUGCCCUGGCCUCAACACUGUUAUAAGGGAAAUUGUCUGUGGACUUUCUUACAUGUACGGAGUUAACAAAGUCCUUGGCAUAGAUGGUGGUUAUAGAGGUUUUUAUUCCAAGAACACCAUUACUUUAACACCUAAGGUGGUCAAUGACAUCCAUAAGCGUGGUGGUACAAUUCUUGGGACAUCACGAGGGGGGCAUGAUACUGGCAAGAUAGUUGACAGCAUCCAGGAUCGAGGGAUUAAUCAGGUUUAUAUUAUUGGAGGAGAUGGAACACAGAGAGGAGCAUCUGUGAUUUAUGAGGAAGUUAGACGGCGGGGUCUGAAAGUAGCAAUUGCUGGAAUUCCUAAAACCAUAGACAAUGACAUCCCGGUUAUUGAUAAAUCCUUUGGUUUUGAUACUGCGGUCGAGGAGGCUCAACGUGCCAUUAAUGCAGCACAUGUUGAAGCUGAAAGUGUUGAGAAUGGCAUUGGUGUUGUAAAGCUAAUGGGACGAUAUAGUGGUUUUAUUGCAAUGUAUGCUACUCUUGCUAGCAGAGAUGUGGACUGUUGCUUGAUUCCAGAGUCACCUUUCUACCUUGAAGGUAAGGGUGGACUUUUUGAAUUUGUUGACAAAAGGCUGAAAGAAAAUGGGCAUAUGGUCAUAGUCAUAGCAGAGGGAGCAGGACAAGAUCUUCUUACAGAAAGUAUGCAGGCCAUGGACCAGAAAGAUGCUUCUGGAAACAAACUACUUCAAGAUGUUGGUUUAUGGAUAUCUCAUAAGAUCAAGGAUCACUUUGCAAAGAAGGAUACGAUUGACAUCAAUCUUAAAUAUAUAGAUCCAACUUACAUGAUCCGGGCAAUUCCAAGCAAUGCAUCAGAUAAUGUCUACUGCACACUUCUUGCUCAGAGUGCAGUCCAUGGUGCAAUGGCAGGGUAUACUGGGUUUACAAGUGGACUGGUCAAUGGUAGACAUACUUAUAUUCCAUUCAAUAGAAUCACCGAGAAGCAGAACAAGGUGGUGAUUACUGACAGAAUGUGGGCAAGACUCCUUUCUUCAACCAACCAGCCAAGCUUUUUGAGCCCUAAAGAUUUAGAUGAAGCCAAGAAAGCCAAAGAACCUCCAACCCAAUUGUUAGAAGGGAACAAUUGCAAUGAUGUUGAUGAAGCCGAUGAAAAAGAACAACCUCCCACUCAGUUGUUCGAAGGGGACAAUUUUAAAUAUGAACAAGAAUCAGGAAACCACGCAGACAAUAGUAUCAAGACAGAAAAUUAGAUAUAGGCUUGUUUAUCUACAACUGUAUCUGGUAACAUGUUUUUAGCAUUUGACCCUCUAGCCCUACAUCCUCCAAAUCCCUGGAGUAUUGGGAGCUGUUCUUUUUGUCCGUUUCCAUGUUUUGCAAGUUGGUACGUCUUUCUUUAUAAAGACCGCCUUCUUGUGUGAUCUUUGUACUCGGAAGAUUUUGUCAUUGAAUUUUUAACCUAGCUCAUUAAGAAUCGAACGGAAUUAUAUAAUGAGGGGAUUAGGGGACUAAUUUAUCUGGUUGUUGUUCUCUGUUUUUGGUUGUGACUUGAGUUUUUUUAUAUUCAGUUUUGCUGGAACGAAGCUGAAAAGAGUGUUAUGUUUAUGUAUGCAAUAAAGUUUCUUAAAUGAUUAGACUUGUGCAA